UACCACUCUAGAUGCUGGAAGACUUGAAGCUGAUCUUGACUGAUAUACACCAGAACUGAGGAAUCUCUCCAGUAAAAUAUUGGUCCUUGAGCCAAUCUACCGAGCGAUUGCUUCACGGCAUCUACCAUUCGAAGGGAUAGCGAUGCUGCACUUCGACUCUCACCCAGAUCUACAGAUAGACACCAACAUGCCUGCAGAUAUCAUCUUUGAUAAGCAUCAGUUAUUCGAUGUCCUCAGCAUUGAGAACUGGAUCAUGCCAGCCAUCUAUGCAGGUCAUCUAGGUCAUGUGACCUGGGUCAAACCUCCGUGGGCGGAUCAACUUUCUGAGGGGUCACGGAAGGUCAAAGUCGGGAAGGACAGGUCAUCUGGGAAAUUAAGAGUCAACUGGCCGGAUAGUUACUUCGUCAGUGACCUCCUUUUCGCUCCUCAAGAAGACAUGGAGAAUGGAAAAGAUGCGGUUAUUGAUGUUGUUACCAUGGAAACAGAGUGUCUGAGGAGCAGAGAAUUUACCAUUUCCCCAUCGGUGUGUAUGGAGUCAAGAUGUAAAUCAUUCUUGAGCAGGGAGAAAGAUGAUAAGGACAUGCAUUUAAGAGUUAAGGAAGGCAGUAUUCAUGCUGGUGUUGAAACACAAAAGAGAAUGUUACUUGAGAGUCACAGAGGUGCAUCAAUUGAUCUGAACAAUGCUGAGAGUGAAAGUAGGACGUUUCAUGAUGAUGAAAGCGAUUCAUCCACUGCAGGACUUGUUCAGAACAAGGUUGAAACGCAAAGAAUGUCUUUGGAGAAUGGGAACGAUCCGUGUAGUCAAAACAAUGUUCAAUUACUUGGAAGAACGUCUUUGGAGAGUGGGAACGCUUCAUCAAAUGACAGACCUGAUCGCAAUGAUGUUGAAUCCGACAAAGAUGCUAUGAAGUCAGACAAAAUGGCAUCUUCCUCUUAUAACAAUGAACAAGACAUAAGUGCUCAAACAAGUUGCCCAACUCAGCAAAUAUCAAGCAGGGCUGAAAUAAGAAACUGUAAUAAACAUGAUGAGAGUGUUGCCAAUUUGAAUGAAAGGCACUCUGAACCUGUGAUAGAUAAAUCAGCAGACAGGAGUAACCUGUGCAGUAUUGAUAGUAAUGACCAGCAAACUAGAGAUAACACUCACCAGUGCAAUAGUAGCGAAAUAACUCCAAAUUUCAUUGAGACUGGUACAGGUGUUGCCAAUUUGGGGAGAGGACAAGACCAAAGAUCGCGUGCUCCGUCAUCUGGCACAUGUGACACUGUUAUGAGAGACUAUUCAGAGUUCAGUGGAAGGUUCAUUUUAGACAUUGAUUUAGAUUUCUUCUCUACGAGGAACCCAUUCAAACAGAUGUACACGAAGGAGCAAUACAAUCUGAUGGAUGAGCUGUAUCGAUUCGCUACUCCCACAGAUGAAUCUGUUCCAGCACUGAAAGCCUGUCAGAAGAAGAGAGCCAAGCAGAUCAGCGAACUGUCUGCUGGGCUGAAGGCUGCAUUCAAUGGUGAUGAUUAUGAUGCUUCGCUUGGUGAUAGGGAAACAUUCAUCAAGAUUACUGAACUGGUCAAAUUUCUUCAGUCGACGCCCGACAUCGAACCAGAAUGCCUGGACCCAGAGAUGGUUCAUAUGGCUGGGCUGACGUGCGAUGAUCACGGUGAACUCCCUCACCAUGUCAGCUCCAACGAGGAGAUCGAUAGCUUAAUAACGACAACAAGAGAACUUCUAGAAAAGUUGCCGGCACCUACUAUGGUCACUAUAUCAAGGUCCUCCCAUGAUGAUUAUUGCCCAGCACACCAGGUUGAUGGAAUUCAAAACAAGGUUAUCAAGAUGUUACACUCAAUAUAUGACAAGCUGGAUAUACAUUUAGAAUAUGAAGCAGAUUGAUUGAAUUUAAACCUGUGUAUAAAGACCCACCCAAUGUUGGCUAGAAAAUUAGUCUUUAUGAGUGGUCUGUAUGGACAGGUUCUUGUAGUACAACAAAACCUACAUAAAGGGAGGGAAGGAAAGGGGUCUUAAACACAUUGGCCCGCAUUCUGAAAUCAGGUUUAAUUUAGACCAGUCUAACUCUGUGCUAAAAUUAUGGGGAGCCAAAAGUUCAAAAAUUCUGUUUAUAUUUUAUAUUUCUUAUGGUUACUAUUAUGUUUCCUUUUGCUUUCAUAAUGAAGAAAAAUACUUCAGUUAUCAUUCCCAGACAAUUAUGAACAAUUUGGGUGUCAUAUGAGUCAAUAAUUUGAAUGUGUACUGUUAAGGAUUUGUGCUCCAAUUGGCUUUUCAUAGUUAAACCACAACUUUAAACCAGUUCAGAAUACGGGCCAUGAGUUUUUAUGAACAGGUUCCACAUAGUGAAACUUUUAUUUCAAGACCGCCCUUGGGAGGCUUAAAAUCUGGUCUUUAUGAGCAGGUCGACUCUAUUAACAGGUUUCCUUUAUACAUGUUUCAGUGGGGGAAAUACUGUUUGGUCAAACCUAUGGAUUGCUAGAAAAUUGGACUUUGAGUGGGUGAUCUUUAUGGGGGGAUGGUUCUUUUUCCACAUAUUUUAGUGGGGGAAUAUCAUUAUAGUUAAACCUGUAUAUAAAGACUACCAAGGGAGGCUUUAAUUAGAUAAUGGUAUUUACCGACAUAUUUUUAUUUUAUUUUAUACAUAUUUCAAUAGGUAAAUGGCUCUCAGUCAAACCUGUAUAAAAGACGAUCCAAUCGAGGCUAGGGACUGGACUUUAUGAGUAGUUGGUCUUUAUUGACCCGAUAUAUUUUUAUAUGUGUUUCAAUGGAGAAAAUAAUUCAAGGAAAACCUAAUGUGUGGUAUUUAUCAACAUGUAGAACUUUACUAAAGCAGGUUUUCACUGUGAUGUCAUUGAAAUGAUGAACUUACGAGUAAUGACUUCCAUUCACAUCAUACUGUGCCAGGAUGGUAUUAAUACUUUGCUACGGAUUUCUCAUCAUAUGUCGUGUGUGGCUGCCAAAAUUUAGGAUAAAAAGCACUUUAAAAAUACAAUGGAAACCUUUUAUUUCAAGAGAUGCUUCCUCUAUUUGGAGGUGUCGUGGUGUGUGGAGGUGUCUUGGUGUAGUGGUUCAGUCACUUGACUCUUAAACCAAGGUUCAAGGGUUUGAGUCCCACCCGGUGCUAAUGUCCUUUGGUAAGGCUCUUAUCCACAUUUGUCACUCUACACCCAGGUGUUGAAUUGGGUACCCGUUAGGAUGUGAAAGUCAAUGUGAAUAGAUUGGCAUGUGUGCACCAAUAAACGGUUGCCUGGCCACUAUAUUCCCCAGGGAGUGGAGAUGGUGCACUUUAUUGUGGAACAGUGAUGGAUCCUAUGACAGGGGUAAUAAUAAUUACAAUGUAAAGCACUUAGAAACCAACGUAUGAAGCGCUACAUAAAUGUAACUAUUAUUAUUAUUUGUGAAAGAAAAUCAUACUUAUCCUUGCUACUGUAGAUGCUAUUAAAGCUAACUGACACAGGUAGAGUUAUGUUUUGUAAAGUUGUUUGUACAGUAUGUUAGGCAUGGCUUUAUGCAUGCCCUUAUACAUGACUGAUGACCCUUUCUUGUGUGCUGAAUGAGAUAUCCUAACAAUGUCUUUAACAUAAUGGCCCGAAUUCACAAAGGUGGUUUUGAAAACCCAUGGAUGAGUCCAUGGUUUAUGCAGAUUUCCUGUAUAAAUUACGCUUAUUUACCGUGUAUAUUUUAAAAAAUGUCCAAAUUGACGCCUGUUGCCAUGGUUAAGUACGCUUUGUCAUUAAUGAGUCCACUGUUUUGAAUUAAUGAGUCCACUCUUAAAACAGUGGACUCAUGAAUAAAAUAGCGUAUCUAGUCAAAUUGGCGCACUGUGACAAAAGCCAGCAUUAGCAUUGGACAUUUUUUAUACACUAGCCCGAUACGCGCUAAAUUAAGCGUAAUUUAUACAGAAAAUCUGCAUAAACCAUGGAUUCAGCUGUGGGUUUUCAAAACCACCUUUGUGAAUUCGGGCCAAUGGGGUGCAUUUCAAUUAAUGUAUCCCUUGUGAAACUGUGAUCAUGUCGAACUUAAGAUUUACAUGCUUGUUAUUUGAUUUCAACUGUAGUUAAAGGAAAAUGAAACCUUUGGAACAAGAUAGCUUUUGUGAAAACAGAAAAAUCAAAGAAACAGAUCAACGAAAGUUUGAGAAAAAUUGAAUAAAUAAUAAGAAAGUUAUGAGCAUUUGAAAUUUAGAUCAUUAUUGUAAUGUAGAUCCUCCCGUUGGCAAUGUGACAAAGAUGUGUGAUGUCACCUGUGAACAACUUUGCCAUUACUUUUGUAUAUCUAUAAUUAUUAUAUUUCACUUAAACUGCCUCUUUUAUCACAUCUAUCAGUAGAUCAUGCAUUCUUUCUAUAUGAGGGCAUGUAAAACAGAUUUUCAAAGAAUACAAUAUGAAUCAAGAAUUUGUAUAACCAUAAGACAGAGCAAAAAGAGACAUUUUGGGGGCAUUUUAUAGUCCAUCAAAGGGAAAGUUGUUCACAUGUGACAUCACACAUCUUUGUCGCAUUGCCAAUUGGAGAAUCUCCAUAGCAUUUAGUGAUCUCAAUAUUCAAAUGCUCAUAACUUUCUAAUUUUUUUCUGAAUUUUCUCAAACUUUCUUUGAACUUAAUUUGUGAUUUUUCUGUUUCCACACAAGCUCGCUUGUUCCAAAGGUUUCAUUCCCCUUUAAUUUAGAGUAAUAUUAGCCAAGAAAUGGUCACCUGUCCUGGGAAAGUUGUGUGUAUAAAUUUACGAACAGCUUUAUGAUGAAGCACUAUUAUGGAUGCAGUUGAAUGCGAGCAAAACAAACACUGCUGUGUUGUUUAAUACCUUGUACAUGUUCAAGAAAAUAAAUACAGAAAGUCUUUAAAAACUGUUG
Lytechinus pictus (painted urchin) is the source of this 4845-nucleotide messenger RNA. RefSeq names its product UPF0489 protein C5orf22 homolog. NCBI's taxonomy places the organism in Eukaryota, Metazoa, Echinodermata, Echinoidea, Temnopleuroida, Toxopneustidae. The coding region runs from base 143 to 1879 and encodes 578 amino acids. The record is from RefSeq and is a predicted model, not a curated record. The transcript is spliced from 7 exons.